AUGGCCCGUUUGAGCCUCCUGCUCCUGGGCACCCUCUCGGUGCUCGGCAGCUUCGCCAACGCCAGCUCCGCCGUCAAGGACCUGGUCCCCAACAAUUUUGACGAAGUCGUCCUGAAGUCCGGAAAGCCCGCUCUGGUUGAAUUCUUCGCUCCCUGGUGCGGCCACUGCAAGACUCUUGCCCCCGUGUACGAGGAGCUCGGUGCUGCUUUCGCUUUCGCUGAGGACAAGGUUACUGUCGCCAAGGUCGAUGCUGAUGAGAACCGCGAGCUCGGAAAGCGUUUCGGUGUUCAGGGUUUCCCUACCUUGAAGUGGUUCGAUGGAAAGAGCGACAAGCCUGAGGAGUACAAGGGUGGCCGUGAUCUCGAGAGCUUGUCUAAGUGGAUUACCGAUAAGACAGGCAUCAAGCCCCGUGGUGCGCAGAAGGAGGCUAGCAAGAUUGAGAUGCUCAAUGAUGCUACCUUCAAGACUGUUGUUGGUAGCGAGAAGAGCGUUCUGGUUGCCUUUACUGCGCCGUGGUGUGGCCACUGCAAGAGCCUUGCUCCUACCUGGGAGACCCUCGCCAACGACUUCGCCCUCGAGUCCAAUGUUGUGAUCGCCAAGGUUGACGCUGAAGCUGAGAACUCUCGUGCCUUGACCAAGGAGCAGGGCGUUACCGGCUACCCUACCAUCAAGUUCUUCCCCGCUGGCUCAUCUGAGGCCGAGGCUUACUCCGGUGCCCGCACUGAGGAAGCUUUCGUUGACUUCCUGAACACCAAGACUGGUACCAACCGUGCCGUCGGUGGCGCUUUGAACACCAAGGCUGGCACCAUCGCCGCUCUGGACAAGCUGGUCAGCGAGUACGUGCCCACCGCCAAGUUCGAGAAGCUGUCCGGUGAGCUUAAGAAGGCCGCCAAGGGUCUGCAGGACAAGUACGCCGAGUACUACAUCAAGGUGGCGGACAAGCUGAGCCAGAACCAGGAGUACGCUAGCAAGGAGCUGGCUCGUCUGCUCAAGGUCCUGAGCAAGGGUGGUUCCGCGCCCGAGAAGCUAGAUGACAUUGUCUCGCGCAGCAACAUCCUGCGUCGCUUCGCUGGCGAGGACGAGAAGAAGGAUGAGCUGUAA
Messenger RNA from Penicillium odoratum, 1101 nucleotides. Its product is annotated as protein disulfide isomerase family protein. The record is from RefSeq and is a predicted model, not a curated record. Gene Ontology annotation, molecular function: protein disulfide isomerase activity. Gene Ontology annotation, cellular component: endoplasmic reticulum. NCBI's taxonomy places the organism in Eukaryota, Fungi, Ascomycota, Eurotiomycetes, Eurotiales, Aspergillaceae. The transcript is spliced from 2 exons. Gene Ontology annotation, biological process: protein folding. The coding region runs from base 1 to 1101 and encodes 366 amino acids.